Molecule: messenger RNA, 4607 nt
Organism: Scleropages formosus (Asian bonytongue)
Lineage: Eukaryota; Metazoa; Chordata; Actinopteri; Osteoglossiformes; Osteoglossidae
Gene: rasa1a
Product: RAS p21 protein activator (GTPase activating protein) 1a
Exons: 25
Coding region: 712-3816 (1034 amino acids)
Biological process (GO): regulation of GTPase activity
Molecular function (GO): protein binding
Source: RefSeq, a predicted model, not a curated record
GCGCGCUCGCUCGGGUCACUCGACGUUCGUUUGGGCGGGCCUGAGCGCGCGAGCGAGCACGCGCUCCGAAGGAGGAAUGGAGGGGGAACCGUAAGCGGCAGCGUUAGCGAGCCUCCAGCAGACCUGUAAUCCCGACGAGAGAAUUUAGCUAAGAAAAUUCAACAAAAGCACCGCAGUUUUUUUCUUCUUCUUCUUACCCCCUAUUCGGGACGCUUACAAGAGGAGAACCCGACCGCGCUAGAUACCACACUAUAUGGAAAGCGACGCCGCGACUGAGAAUGUGAAAGCUUCGGGACUCCGUGGGAACAAACAAAAAGGAGCACGCGCCGACAAUAAACAACACUCUCCGACAAGUGCGACUUCUGUCGAGUGAAGAGGGGCCAGGAAAAGGGGCAGAAAAAUCGCCAGCCGCCUCUGCUCACAUACUUCAACUCGUAACGUUUUGUUAUUCCGCGUCGCCCCGAACUUAUAACUCAAAAAAGAAACAAUGAAGACGUAAAACUUUCCUUUCCAGCGUAACGUCGUUAGCUAGCAGGCUAGAGCUAGCCGUUUUCCCUGCUCCGCCGGGGGGAUGUUUGUGCGCUCAUGUCGCACAAUUUGAAUUGACGACUCAUUCCUCAAGUUGAAACUUUUAUUUCCACUAGUAGACGGUGCAUAAGACUGGCGGGGGAGGACGUAUCCCUUCCGGACUUGACCACUCUGUAUUGUUAAAUGAUGGCCACGCAGGUCAGCGGCGAGGAGGCGCGUUCGGUUGCGGCGAGGACCCGGGUUACAGGCGGUCGAGGCCCCGACGCUGCGGCCCCUUUCUCGUUUUAUCACCAGCCCACAGAGCGACUGAGUGAGCCGGCCUCGGAAACAGGUCAGAGCGGCCGACACCCAUCCGACACGUCCCCCGAGUCCCCCUGCGACACGAUGCUCAGCGUGCUCCCCGAAGGCGACCUGCCGAGCUCUGCCUUGUCCUCUGGGAGUGGCAGCGGCGUCGGUAGCGGGGCGUCCUAUUCGCCCACUUCGGAAGGACCGAGCAGUCAGAUGUCGCCCAUCUCAGUGGGUCCGGACGGGCCCUCCGGAUUUGCCCCUCUGCCGCCGCCGCCGCCGCCGCCCCCUCCUGUCUACGGGGCCCAGGGCACCGUUGAUGAGAGCGACACGCUGGACGGCCAGGAGUGCGAAGAAGAAGAAGUCGCCUUCCCUCUUACAGCACCGCCCACAAACCAGUGGUACCAUGGGAAAUUGGACCGGACCAUAGCAGAGGAGCGCCUGCGGCAGGCAAGGACACCGGGCAGCUACCUCAUCAGAGAGAGUGACCGUCGACCUGGCUCCUUUGUGUUGUCCUUCCUCAGCAUGACCAAUGUUGUUAACCAUUUCAGGAUAAUUGCAAUGUGUGGUGACUAUUAUAUUGGAGGGCGACGGUUCUCGUCCCUUUCCGACUUGAUCGGCUACUACAGCUAUGUGUCCUGUUUGCUGAAAGGAGAAAAGCUGCAAUCUCCAGUGGCUCCUCCGGAGCCUGUGGAAGAUAGACGAAGAGUACGAGCUAUCCUCCCAUACACCAAAGUGCCAGACACUGAUGAGAUCAGUUUCCUUAAAGGGGACAUGUUUAUUGUUCACAAUGAACUUGAUGAUGGAUGGAUGUGGGUAACCAAUGUUCGGACUGACGAACAGGGCCUUAUUGUCGAGGACCUGGUGGAGGAGGUGGGACGUGAAGAAGAUCCACAUGAGGGCAAAGUCUGGUAUCAUGGGAAGAUCAGCAAGCAGGAAGCAUACAACCUGCUGAUGACAGUUGGUCAAGUAUGUGGCUUUCUGGUCAGACCAUCAGACAACACGCCAGGGGAUUACUCUCUCUUUUUUCGCACCAAUGAAAACAUCCAAAGGUUUAAAAUAUGCCCAACUCCCAACAAUCAGUUCAUGAUGGGAGGAAGGUACUACAACAGUAUUGAUGACAUAAUUGACCAUUACAGAAAAGAGCAGAUUGUGGAAGGGUAUAAUCUGAAAGAUGCUGUAGCAGUCCAGCACCAACAAGUACUCACUGACGUGGAUGGAAAAGAAAUCUACAAUACGAUUCGCAGAAAGCCAAAGGAUGCAUUCUACAAAAACAUUGUGAAGAAAGGCUACCUCCAAUUCAAUAAAGGCAAAGGAAAACGAUGGAAAAACCUCUACUUUAUCUUAGAGGGGAAUGAUGCUCAGCUCAUCUACUUUGAGAGUGAGAAGCGAGCCACAAAGCCCAAAGGAUUAAUAGACCUAAGUGUGUGCUCUGUAUAUGGUGUGCAUGACAGCUUGUUUGGCAGGCCAAACUGUUUCCAAGUUGUAGUUCAGCACUUUAGUGAAGAGCAGUACAUCUUCUACUUUGCAGGUGCCACUCUUGAACAAGCACAGGACUGGAUGAAAUGUCUGCAGUCAUUCUGCAGCAAUCUGAGAAAACCAACACAGCCCACCUCUAACAAACGUCUCCGACAGGUCAGCAGCUUACUGCUUUAUGUGGAGGAGGCCCAUAAACUUCCAGUGAAACAUUUUACAAAUCCUUAUUGCAACAUCUACUUAAAUAGUGUACAAGUGGCAAAGACCCAUCCCAGAGAAGGACAGAACCCUGUGUUUACAGAGGAAUUCAUCUUUGAUGACUUGUCCAGUGAAAUCAACAGAUUUGAAAUCAGCCUUAGCAAUAAGACAAAGAAAAGCAAAGAAAUUGACAUCUUGUUCAUGCGCUGUCAGCUCAGUCGGCUACAGAAGGGCCAGAUGAUUGACGAAUGGUUUCCUCUCAGCUCCCACAUCCCAUUGAAGGGUAUUGAGCCUGGCUCCCUUCGAGUCAAAGCUCGUUAUUCCAUGGAGAAGAUCAUGCCAGAAGAGGAGUACAGUGAGUUCAAGGAGCUCAUUCUUCAGAAGGACUUCCAUGUGAUCUACGCACUGGCUCAUGUAUGUGGGCAGGACCGCAGCCUUCUGGCCAGUAUUCUGCUGAGAAUAUUCAGGCACGAAAAGGCAGAGGCAUCUCUUCUGAGAACACUAAACGACAGAGAAAUAAGCAUGGAAGAUGAAGCUACAACACUGUUCCGUGCCACUACCCUGGCAAGCACACUCAUGGAGCAGUACAUGAAGGCUACAGCCAUACCAUUUGUUCACCAUGCUCUCAAAGAGACCAUUUUGAAGAUAAUGGAAAGCAAACAGUCCUGUGAGCUGAACCCUUCCAAACUGGAGAAGAAUGAAGAUGUUAACUUGAAUCUGGCACAUCUUCUGAACAUUCUGUCAGAGCUGGUGGAAAAAAUAUUCAUGGCAGCUGAAAUCCUUCCUCCGACCUUGAGAUUCAUUUAUGGAUGCUUGCAGAAAUCUGUAAAAGAGAAGUGGCCAACAAAUACAACAAUGAGGACCAGAGUUGUAAGUGGGUUUGUCUUCCUGCGACUGAUUUGCCCCGCAAUUCUCAGCCCAAGAAUGUUCAACAUAAUUUCUGAUCCCCCUUCCCCCACUGCUGGUCGAACCCUCACUUUAGUUGCAAAGUCUGUGCAAAACCUGGCAAACCUGGUUGAGUUUGGAGCCAAGGAGCCAUACAUGGAAGGUGUAAACCCUUUCAUCAAAAACAACAAGCAUCGGAUGAUCAUGUUCCUAGAUGAACUGGGGAAUAUCCCAGACCUCCCAGACACUACAGAGCACUUUAGGACUGACCUGUCCCGGGACCUUGCUGCCCUACAUGAAAUCUGUGCAACACAUUCAGAUGAGCUUCGGACCCUGAGCAACGAGAGGGGAGCACAGCAGCACGUGUUGAAAAAGCUUCUGGCAAUCACAUUACUCCUGCAGCAAAAACAGGUUCAAUAUUCAGUUUCCAACAGUAACAGGUAGUAGCCUUUCAGAGGAGUCCCAUUUGACACUUAGCAUGUUCCACCAAUGCUCCACCCUCAUCACCUUAGCAACCCAAGCCACACUUCCUGGCCCUGCCCUGUCAUUCUUUUCCAGUGCACCUCUGCAACAUUCCAGAGACACGAGCUAUGCAGCAACAACUGCAAACGAGAACAAAACCCUGGCUUUUUUCCCGCCACCUCUGACUUUUACAGCUGGAAUGCACAGGAAGUUGCUUUUUGUAUUUACAUUUAACUGUGCUGAUGGUUUUGUAGCUUGGGUACACAACUUUAUUGAAGCAGAGGGGUAAAUAAAGCUUAGUGCACCUAAGACUUGAGUAUUUUUUAACACAAGUUGCCAAAGUUGCCAGUGUAUUAUCUCUGCUCAUGAGGCAAGUUAGCUGACAUGAAGCUACAGCAAGCAUUUUAACUGGAUUAUGAGCUAUAAUGGUUUUUAUACUGUAAUUUGUGACCAGUUUUUGACUUACUCAAAUGCUGUAACUAGCUGUUUCCUAUCUAAAUGUCCUUUUGGUUUUGACAAUAUUAGAUAGGAAAGAUGAGUUGCAAAAAUGUUUUAUAUAACACAGAUUCUGCUGGAAUUACAAGCAUUUGUCCCUUCCCAAGUAGUCCUCAAAUUUUUUUUGUGUUCAGUCUUCCUGGAAAUUUCUCCAUGCCACACAAUACACAUAAUCAAAGAAAGAGGAGGGGUAACUUUGUAAAAUGUUUACAGCCAUAAAUUCUGACUAGAACAUUGUAUCAAAUUUGUGCACUUAUUAAAACUUUUUGUAAAUUAAA